Betta splendens (Siamese fighting fish) is the source of this 7972-nucleotide messenger RNA. Its product is annotated as kinesin-like protein KIF26A. NCBI's taxonomy places the organism in Eukaryota, Metazoa, Chordata, Actinopteri, Anabantiformes, Osphronemidae. Bases 2266 to 7242 code for a protein of 1658 amino acids. Gene Ontology annotation, molecular function: microtubule motor activity; ATP binding; microtubule binding. Gene Ontology annotation, biological process: microtubule-based movement. The record is from RefSeq and is a predicted model, not a curated record. The transcript is spliced from 17 exons.
AAGAGCGUCAUCCUGGAGCGGCCGACUCUGCUGAUCCUCUCUGGUCCAGUGGUUCUAGACAGUUCAACAGUAGUAAUUCCACAUUUGUGAAAUGUUUAGGACCACUUGAUCCGGGUGAAGGAACGCUCACCGGGACACGGACGGUUUCACCGGGACAGAGGUGUGGACCUGAGCUAAUUCCUGCAGGUGAGUGGAGAAGGAGGCUUCUGAACAGAUGUCAAUGUUAAAAUCAUGUGAAAUUAGAACAAACGGAAGCUGUACAGACUCAUGCAGAUAAGUGGAUUGUGGUGUUUAUAGGUCUGAUUAUUCUAAAAACUGUUGCCCAUGAUUGUGUCUUCUUUCAUCUUCAAUUAAUCAUAUAAACCCAGACACGGAGUAAUAGAACUACAUUAGGCCUAAAUGUAACUGCAAAACAUGGUGACGUCGUGGUCGUCACUUAAUCCGUGUGAUGUUUAGUGUCUGUGGAAACGUGAACAUGAACAUAUGUAAAUGUCUGUAAUGAAUUUCUGGUAAAUAAACAGUUUAAAUAAAAGAUAAAUCAAGUGUCUGACUGUCUCUGUUUCAUUGGAUCAUUCCUUUGAACCUAAUGUAAAGUACAGGCUCCAUGAUCUGUUGACUGAAUACUUAAUGACAGAACAACUGAACCCAUCACGACUCGGCUCCUCCUCUGAUCAGAGGGAACGACGUUUGAACCCGGGACACAAAAAUCUCGAGAUAAAUGUUUUAACAGCAGAGCUUGAAAGUGCACAUACUGUAAAGAUACGAGCAGAAGGAAACCAGCAAUGGUUGAGCAAUGUGAGUGUUGGUGCUCAGUGUUAAGAUGUUUGAUUUGAGAAACAAACAAACACACACUCACACUCACGAGUGUUCACAGCUAAAAGCAUCAGCCUGAGAUGAAGACAUUGAAGCAAUUCUUAUGUAAGUCAGUGUCACAGCAGCGAAUCAUCUCAGUCCUGCAGGAAGUUCACACUUCACUGCCCCAGUCCUGACACACACACACACACACACACACACACACACACACACACACACACACACACACACACACACACACACACACACACUCAGAGCAUCACAGUGCAGCACAGAAGCUCCUCUGAAAGUGCUGCUGAACCAGCGUGAGUCGGACAGUUCAGCAGCUCAUCAUGUAUUCUCAGUACUGGAGCUCGGUUCAUAGGCGCCGUCCGGACCACAGGAGGUUUACGGUGAGUAGCAAUUCAUUAUCAGGUCACUGUGGUCAGACCCCCGUGGAGCCUGGAGCUGCUAAACGAGGAAGAACCUGCUACCUCCCAGCACAAAGCAGCUCAUGAGCUUCAGACUCUGCGCGGUGACGGCUCGUCUCUAACCAGCAGACUCUUUGUCCUGUGUCUGACUGCAGCUGGUGGAGGGGGACCCUCCUCUUCCUCCUGACUCAACGUGUCGGAGGAAGUGGCUCCAUUCGGCUGAAGAGGAGGUGAGGAAGAGCUGCGCGUCGCGCCCGAACCCUGAAGGCGAGCCGGGCCAGUCCAGCGGAUCGGAGGACGAGCUGCAGAGCCUGUGCCAGCGCUGCCACAUCAUGGCAUCACAGCUGAACAGACAAGCUGCUGCUCUGGCCGACACCGCGGCGCUGAAGCUGCUCCACAGUUAGUUUAAACCGGCUGGAGAUGAGGCUGAAGCCAUUGGUGACGCCCUGCUGUCGGCACUUUGAAUGCAAAGAUUUACAGGCCUGAUGUCCACAUAGAGCAGCAGGCUGUCCACAUAGAGCAGCAGGCUGCAGGUCUGGACUUCAGUUCAGUGCUGAAGUAACUUCAGGACGGAACAGGAGGAGAAACUGAUCCUGACUCUCCAGCCGUCUACUCAGCUUCUCUGUGAAGACAUCCCACGCUGACACUUGUGGGUCAGGUCCUGGCAGAGCGACAGUCAAUCUCCUCUCGCUGGCAGGUUUUAUGUGCUGCUGCUGCUGCUGCCUGAAUGAAGGGAGGGUUUUACAAGCUGAGCAGCUGCUUGAUGGACAGACGGGACGUCUGUAGCCCUCAAGCUGCUGCUGUUCAGUGAAGCGCGACAGCUGCUAUUGGUCCGUCUACACUGCCUGAAGGCUAAACAGGACUUGAUCAGCUGAUCCAGGAUCCGGCCUAUGCCUCCUUCCUCUUUGAUAAGCUGCAGCGCCUCCAGUUCCCUCGCCGCGGGGCCCACGCUUCUGUUGAUGCCCACUGUAAUGUCUGCGGUGCCUCCUACCAGCAGCUGAGACGCCUCGCUCUGCGCCGGGCUCUGGGCUUCAGCAGAGACAUGACGCCCCGUCCCGCCACCCCAGGUAUUCCCACCAUCACCCCAACACCUUCGGCCUCAAAGAGCUGCUGGGUGAGCGAGGAGCUGCUGGUGAAGCGGCAACAGGGAGCUGAGGCCCCCUGGGGAUGGGGUGGAGUCCAGAGCGCCUACCUGGGAGGGGGAGGAGUCAAAGCGUUGGCCACAGUCACACCUCUACUUACAAACAACCUGGAAGGAGUGUGGAGGGUCUCUGUCUGCAGACCCGGGGAACAGCAUGCCAUGGGUUUGACUUCAAAUAAAGACAACAUGACCAUGAAGCGUUCGCCUCCGACCAACGUCCUCCAGCAUGCAGUUCAUAGCGUCUCCACUCAGACCAGCCAGCCACCGUCGGCUGCUGUCGCCUUUUUCAUCAGGGCGGCUCAGAAGCUCAGUCUGUCCCACAGGAAGAAGUCCCAGCCUGGGCCCCGCCCCUCACCCGGUGAGGCCCCCAGGGCUCUGCUGUACACAGGGGGCUUCAGUGGGGCCCUGCAGCUCUCCCCACCUGCCGUGCCACCAUGUCUGCUCAGAGGGGGGGCAAAGGUCAAGGAUACGCCAGGGAUGGGCAAGGUCAGAGUGAUGGUUCGGAUCUGUUCGGUCCACAGCAGCGAAUCCUCGGAGUCCAUGUCCUUCCUCAAGGUCGAGGUCCGAAAGAAGCAGCUGACCCUGUGUGAGACAGCGGCUGGUGGGCGGUCCUCAGCACCAAAAACCUUCACAUUCGAUGCCGUCUUCUCCCAGGAUGCGUCACAGGCCGAGGUAUGUUCAGGGACGGUGGCGGGCAUCAUCCAGUCGGUGGUUAAUGGAGCCGACGGCUGCAUCUUCUGUUACGGACACGCUAACCUUGGUAAAACCUACACCAUGAUUGGUCGAGACUGCUCCACACAGAGUCUGGGCGUGGCUCCGACCGCCAUCUCCUGGCUCUUUAAGGUGAUCGAGGAGUGGAAGGAGAAGGCUGGCACUCGUUUCUCUGUCAGAGUGUCUGCUGUGGAGAUCUCCGGUAGCGAGGAGACGCUCACCGACCUGCUGGCAGACCUGUCCUGCUCUUCUGGGGGUUCCCAGGAGGCUCCCGGCCCAGCAGUGUCGCUGAGACAAGACCCGCUAUGUGGAUCACAGCUGCAGAACCAGACAGAGCUUCUGGUGACCAGUGCAGAGCAAGCUGCGUUCUAUCUGGACGCUGCCCUGGCAGCUCGGAGGAGCAGUCAGACUCCAAAUGACCAGAAGGCUCGGAGGAACUCUCACUUCCUGUUCACCCUGCACCUCUACCAGGAGAGAGCGGACAAGAGUAAAAAGGCCGCAGUGUCGGGUCGGAGCCGUCUUCACCUCCUGGACUUGGGGAGCUGUGAUGCAGGUGCAGGCCAGUGUCUGUCCCUAUCUGCCCUGGGAAAUGUCAUCCUCGCCCUGGCCAAUGGGGCCAAGCACAUUCCAUACAGGGACAGUAAGCUCACCAUGCUGCUCAGUGAAUCCCUGGGCAACAUCAACUGUCGAACCACCAUGAUCGCUCACAUCUCUGACUCCCCGGCAAACUACAUGGAGACACUGACUACGGUGCAGCUGGCGUCUCGCAUUCAUCGCAUGAAGAAGAAGAAGUCAAAGUACUCCUCCAGCUCCUCCGGAGGGGACAGUUCCUGUGAGGAGGGGCCAUCCCGUCGACCUCCUCAUCUUCGACCCCUCCACCCUCGCACUGUGACCUUAGACCCAGACACACCCCUGCUGCUCGAUCCUGACUAUUCAUCCAGCAGCGAGCACUCCUGCGACACAGUCAUCUACAUUGGGCCGGGAGGUACAACCAUUUCGGAUCGAGAAGUAAGCGAUAAUGAGGGGCCACCUUCCUUCGUCCCCAUCAUCCCCUCCUUGAACAAAAAGCAAGUCAAGGAUGCACCCAAGUCUGAUGGGGAUCAUCUUAAGUGUAACACAUUUGCAGAGCUGCAAGAGAGGCUUGACUGUAUUGAUGGCAGCGAAGGCCCAGCUGCUUUCAGUACAGAGGCGAAGGUAGCAGGAAGAACAUCAAUUAGGACUCAAACCAGAGCCAUGAAACCUGAUAGGAACCCCCUCCAAGCGUUUUCAGAACACACAUCGAUCACAUGCAGCAAUAAAUCUGAUGAUGUUCAGCACACGAGUGCAGAUGCAGACAAAGUUCCAGCCAGCCCUCUUCAGCCACAUAUGGUCCAGCUCAGUGAGAACUCAGACCCUGUGGUUCAAGAGAAGGUCUACCUCAGGGCAGGUAUAGCCAACACCCCCAGUAAUGCAACUGUUAGGACUCUCCCACUGGGCAUAAAUCUACAAGCACUGAAGCACAGUGUGGAAAGGGUCCCUUGUACUGUCAGGUGUCCUGUUGAGCUCAACAUUGUCCGGGCAUCUCUGCUGGGCCAAUGCCUUGACACAGAUUUGCUGAGAACAACAGUGACUUUGCACCAGCCUGUUGAGUUGAACGGAGAAGAUGAGCUUGUGUUUACUGUUGUAGAGGACCUUCCACAUGCUGUUGUCCCAGACAACGGCCACCCCUCCAACCUCCUUAGCUUCAGUGGUUCUAGAUCUUUAGAGGCCUUCACCUCGAGCACUCUCCCUGUGAGCAUCAUCAGCAGUAUUAACGAUGAGUAUGAUGCUUACAUGUCUCAACAAGAAGCCGUGGGGGACGGGGAAGUGUUACCUCAACAAGGAAACAAGUCAUUUGUUGGCUGUUGGCCCAGUGGUGAUGCAAAUACAAGCAAAGAUAGAAACAUGGCAGCACAGGAUGUACCUACACUGACUCUGCCAUCUUUGCAGCAUGGAAUCAAGAGCUCGCUGAAUGACUGCGGUGUCUGUUUUUCAGAGCUGGACAGUGACCCUGCUACUCCAAGUAAAACUUCUUUUACCAAGUGCUCUCCCUACCCUGACUUAGCUAAAUCUUCUCAAGGCUCUGUCAAGUCAAGAGCCCAGGUCCCCCACCAGACCCCUCAUGCCAAUCUUCCUAAGAAAACAAAGCCUACCUCAACUGCAGCUGUUAACACACAGAAUGACUUGUUUCAGGGAAGCGGUACCUUUAACUCCAGAGAGAAGGUGUUUCUUUCUGUAGGUAGGCCGCCAAGAAAUGGUAUAACAAGCACUUCCUCCAGAAGCCCAGGAGGGAAUAGUAAUAGUGUACCUCGACCACCGAAGGCACAAACAUUGUCCUCAGCCCCGAGGGUUGUGGCCGGCUGUGAGAAGUCUGGUGGCAGGCGAGGAGAGACUCUUAUAAAGCUGCCACAACUCACCCGAGUUGCAACAACGCUAGGAACAGUUUCUGUCCCCCAGAGUCCAGAAUUGAAAUGCAGCCAAGAAGGACCAGGAGGUACUCUGAAAUUCUCAUCUUUAGGAAAAAAGUCAAAUGCUCAGAUGACCCAUUUGAUCUCCAAAUCUGCAUGUGGAAGUAUCUCUCCUCCUACUUCUGUUGCACAGUCAAGCCAAGAACAAAGUGCCUUAAAAGCAAGCAACAAUGUUGAAAAGUCCUUGUCUUCUAAAACAUCAAUCUUCGAGGAAGAAUUUAACAUCAGGCAUCGAGCAGAUUCAAUCAGGCACAGAACUUCUAGUUUAAGGAAUGAACAGGUCUCUGCCAGGACAUCUCCCAGCCUCGAGACACAAGGAGCAAAAGCAAAUUUCCCAAAGACCUUUGGGAGUCUGAUGUCUCUGGAGAGAUGUGACAGUCAAAGUGGAAACCAGUCUGAACUCUUCGGAGAGAACAGUGGUGCUGCCUCAGGAGGUAAUGGCAAAUGCUACAGAUCCGUGCCAAAACUUGGGAUUCCUACUUCCACCUCCACGUUUGCUUCUUCCUCUAUUGUUCCACAGGCAAACAAACUGGGGCAGGUUCGAGGCACCAGUGGUUCACAAGCUACUAUUUGUGGUAGAUUAAAAAGUCGGACAUUGUCUUCCAGCAACCCGAAGAGCUUCAGUUCUUCACACAAAACACUUGAUUAUGCUACUAAACACAAUACCAGCUUACCGCUAACUGGUAAGGCUCAAGCUCAAACUGGGCUCAGAGGCACCAUCAUGGGUACAAAGCAGGCCAUCAGCAGGGCAGCUAACAGCAGGGUAAGUGAACUAGUGGCUGGCAGUCCAAUAAAGCAACUGGGCAGGGGACCUGGACUGAUUGCAAGCGAUGGCACUGACAGCUGGACCAGUAACUUCAGUGGGUCACAAACAAACACGCCUCUGCCGUCACCAUACAGCAAGAUCACAGCACCUCGAAGGCCUCAGCGCUACAGCAGUGGACACGGCAGCGACAACAGCAGCGUCCUGAGUGGGGAGCUGCCUCCCGCCAUGGGCCGCACAGCCCUGUUUUACCACAGCGGUGGAAGCAGCGGCUACGAGAGCAUGAUCCGCGACAGUGAGACCACUGGCAGCACCUCAUCAGCGCACGACUCCAUGAGUGAGAGCAGAGCGUCAUCAUCCAAGAGCAGAGCUUCUAAAUCCUCCAGGAAGAGAGGAAACGGGUUCCAGCGCCGGCGACUGAUCCCAGCUCCCCUCCCUGACACCUCCUCUCUGGGCAGAAGUAAAGAGGGUCAGUGGUUGGACCUGAAGGAGCCCUUCGAGAUAAAGGUGUAUGAGAUAGAUGAUGUGGAGCGUCUGCAGCAGAGGCAGGAGGCAGCACUGGGUUCUGAGCAGCAGUUUCAUGAUGUUGAGAAGGGACUCCUCUACUUUAACACCCGGUUGCGGAUGCUGGAGAGGCGGCAGCAGCGCAUCACAGAGCUGAAGCGCAAACACGAGAGGCUGCAGGUGGAGCUGGAGGAGGCCAAGCACCAGCUGAUGCUCCACCCGAGCCAGUGGAGCAGAGAGUUCGAUGUAGACCAGGACCUGGACCGGGAGUCCCAGGAAUACCUAGAGGCUCUGGCUCAGACCACAGCAGACCUGGAGUCCUGCGUCAACCUCUGCAAGUCACGCGUCAUGAUGGAGACCUGCUUCGACAUUGUGGUAACAAGGGCCACCGUGAUGCAGGACAGGGAGGUCUGAGAGGAGAGACGGGCUCAGAAUCCUCUGUGGUUUACCAUAGACCCCGCUAGAGUCAGACCUGUGGGUCCUGUGGCUUCUCUGUAUGAAGUAGAUUCAUUAGAAACAACCUGAGCAGCAUCUCCAGGACCUCGUCCUGGUUUCCAUCAGCUGCUGAGACAAGAGGGAUAAACCUUCAGAGGCCAGAAUAGCUUUAAUGGCUGUUCCCAGAUCUGACACCCGAUGAAACACUGAUAUCAUUAGCACAGUGGACAAGGCAUCAUCAUCUGACAAAAGACAGAAACAGCUGGGUUAACCCCAAUUAACCCUGACGCCAACUGAAUCCUUCUGAUUUUGUUUUUUAUCGGUGUUGAUUAUAGAACAAGCUGAUGAGAAGAGCAAUAAAACCUGAGUCCGGAACCUCAGAUCACUGGACUGGCUCUUUACAAGGACCAGAUCAGGUUUUGUGUUUCAGAAGGUGUCAGUGUUCAACAGUUCAAGACCCUAAAUGUUGCUCAGAACCAGAACUCCCAGGCUACAGAACCACAGUCGUGGGCAAUGUGCUUUGUUUAGAUGAGACCCAAUUGAUGUAUUAGUUUUAUGUAACGUAUGAAACCAACUUUGAGCUUCAGCCGAGGUUCAAUUUCUGCAUGAACAGUUCUGUUGAUGUUUUAAGCUUGUGUUUGUUCUGUUCAUUUUUCUACUCAUUUUUCUAACAAAGAAAAAUAAAGAGAAGAGUCACAUCUUUGCUUUA